UCGCGGAGACGCCCCACCGGCUCCGCCGUCGCCUGUGCCGCGCGGAUGCCGUACGCGGCUCGUUGAGGAGUCUGGGUGGCUGAAGGUGCGGGGGAGACGACCGAAGCGGGAUCCGAAUUGGCCGGAGAGGUGGCGAUCUCCAUAGAGAUCGGGUCCAUGGGCUCCCCCGCCAUCCAGCACGACUCCGCCUCCGCACCAGGAAACGUGGAGUGUGCUGAUGACCCUGGCAGCAGCAUCAGUAGCCAAAGCAAGUCGGGCAAGACGAUGAGCACGGACACGUGGAGGUGGUGUCUAGGGUUGAUUUACAUCGUUGCUAUUGCGGGCAUAUGGAUCGCUGCAAGCUACAUCGUCCAGUCGGUCGUGGACGGCGGUGUUUCUCCGUUCUUGAUCACCUACAUCUGCAAUUCUCUGUUUGUUGUUUACAUCCCCAUAGUUGAAUUCGCGCGGUACUUUGAGGAUUCUAUCGACAACAUGUGGGCAAAAUUGAAAGGCAAGGAUGGUGGCGCAAACUCAAAGAAGCCUGCUGAUCUGGAGACUGUGAAUCUUCUACAGAGAAGCGAGCAGGAGGGAAAUGCUGCCUCAUCUCAGUCGCUGACAAGUUUGCCUGAGGACAAUGUGGGUUCAGAUGCCAACUCCCCUGUCCAUGCAGAGCUAGCCGUUGCGGACUGCAGCAAAGGGUUGGAUGCAAAAGGACGCUGGACACGUGCUCGUACGGCCAGAGUCAGCAUGCUAGUCUGCCCUUUUUGGUUUCUCGCACAGCUUACAUUCAAUCUCUCUCUGAGAUACACCACUGUAACAUCAAACACGAUCCUGAGCAGCACGUCUACCCUCUUCACUUUCCUGGUUGCAUUGGUAUUCCUUGGAGAAAUGUUCACAUGGUUGAAGCUAAUCAGCGUGCUUCUCUGCAUAGCGGGAACAAUAAUAGUUAGCCUCGCUGAUUCAGGCAGUACACUGAAUGCUAUUGCCACAAAUCCUCUUCUAGGAGACUUCCUUUCUAUCGUUUCGGCUGGCUUAUAUGCUGUAUAUAUCACCUUGAUACGGAAAAAGUUGCCUGAUGAGAAAGAAGGUCAAGGACAAGUUAGUAUGGCUCAGUUUCUUGGAUUCCUGGGACUGUUCAAUAUGUUGUUUUUUCUUCCUGUUGCGUUGGUGCUGAAUUUUGCCAAGCUGGAGCCAUUCCACAAGCUGACAUGGGAACAAGUUGGUUUGAUUGUUGGAAAAGGUUUGUUGGAUAAUGUUUUGAGCGACUACUUGUGGGCAAAAGCAAUCCUUCUCACAACAACCACUGUCGCAACAGCUGGUCUCACAAUCCAGGUUCCAAUUGCUGCCCUUGUCGACACACUCACUGGACAUGCUCCCCAUCUGUUGAACUACAUCGGAGCUGCUGCUGUAUUAGUCGGUUUUGCUGGCAUCAACAUCCCAUCCGAUGUGCUACAGCCUUCUCAGCAUGAGCAGGAAACUCCCAUUGUUACCAUGGUUGAUGACCCGCAUUGUACCGAUGCUGUUUGAUAGUAGCAGCCUGUUUUGUUUGGAGUUUUUGUGCAUAGUGUACUAAGCAAUGUAUUACCGUUGGCCAGAUCGGUAGAGGCACUGUAAUUGUUUCCCCUUACCAUGGACUGCAACAGAAGAUAUGGAUAUCGGCGUGUGUGUAACAAAUCAUGUGUCAAGUAUCUUGUAUGGAGGAAGGGAAUUCGUUUGUAAUUUCCAUCGUUGUGUUGUGUUGUGUGACUUUGAGGGCAGGUCAGUGCAUAUAGCUAAAUUUUUGUUGUACAAGGUGAAGCAAUUUUAAUAUUUGUUGCGGCUGUACUGAA
Lolium rigidum is the source of this 1808-nucleotide messenger RNA. RefSeq lists its product as uncharacterized. Bases 157 to 1506 code for a protein of 449 amino acids. Gene Ontology annotation, cellular component: membrane. The transcript has 4 exons. Gene Ontology annotation, biological process: transmembrane transport; regulation of peptide transport. NCBI's taxonomy places the organism in Eukaryota, Viridiplantae, Streptophyta, Magnoliopsida, Poales, Poaceae. Gene Ontology annotation, molecular function: transmembrane transporter activity. The record is from RefSeq and is a predicted model, not a curated record.